AUGGCAGCUUUACGCAGCAAAUAUGGCGAUAUUCAUAUUCCUGAUAACAUGUCAUUCUAUGAUUUUGUUUCACGUCGAUUUGACAUUAAUGCAAGCAAACCAGCAUUGACUGAUGGAAUUACCGGAGAAACUUAUACUUACGGCCAACUUAAGCAAAUGAUCCAACGAUGUGCAUCAGCGUUAACUCGAUUAGGAUUUCAAUCCGGUGAUAUUAUGUCUAUAGUUAGUUUAAAUUCGUUAGAUUGGUCCAUCAUUUUCUUUGCAGUUAUUGCUCUAGGUGGUAUCGUGACAACAUGUAGUCCCUUAUUUACGCCUGAAGAAUUAAAAUAUCAAUUGGAAGACGCUAAUGCGAAGUAUGUUAUCGUCUCAGAAUGUGCGGCCUCUAAAGUUAAUAAAACCAAUCAUCCGUUUAGGCAUAAAUUUAUAUUUGGCCAUGCUGAAGGUUAUAUUCCGUAUUCAUCUCUAAUUAGGGAUAGCGGCAAUCAAUUUCCAACUCUGGUUGUUAUUAAACCUAAAUCACAUCUUUGCAUUAUUCCAUACUCUAGUGGCACAACCGGUCUUCCUAAAGGUGUUAUGUUAACCCACUACAAUUUGGUUGCUAACUUGACUCAAUAUACUUAUCGUGGCAUGAGAUCAGCUGAUGAUGUCGAUCCAAGUGUUCUUUGCGUCUUACCAUUCUAUCAUAUCUUGGGCAUGUGCUCCAUCCUUUCGCUAUCCCUUUCUAGUGGAUCUCGAGUUGUUAUCUUACCGCGUUUUCAACCCCACUCUUUCCUAGCGGCUAUUGAGAAAUUUCAGGUCACCCGCGUAGCUAUAGUUCCUCCAUUGGCAUUAUUCCUACUCAAUUCACCAUUAGUUGAUCAAUAUAAUCUUUCCAGCUUAAAAAACAUAACAUCAGGUGCUGCUCCACUCGAUACCCAGUUAAUGGAAAGGGUUAAAAUGAAGCUAAAUUUAGACCGAUUCACACAAGGAUAUGGCAUGACGGAAACAGGUCCAACUACUAUUAUUAAUCACUUCUGUAAAGCCAAUACAAAAUUAGGGUCUGUUGGAAAAUUAAUGCCUAGUACAUACUGCAAAGUAGUCGAUCUAAUGACUCAUCAAAUUUUGCCAGCCAAUGUGGCUGGCGAAAUAUGGAUUAAAGGCCCACAAGUUAUGGUGGGCUAUUUAAAUAAACCUCAACAAACGAGGGAAACGAUUAAUUCCGAAGGAUGGUUAAAAACUGGAGAUAUCGGCUACUACGAUGAAGAUGAGGAUUUCUACAUUAUUGAUAGGCUCAAAGAUCUUAUUAAAUAUAAAGGCCAUCAGGUUGCUCCAGCAGAGUUAGAAGCCUUACUCAAAAGUUUUGAUUAUAUUGCCGAUGCAGCUGUCAUUGGUAUACCUGAUACUGUAGCAGGAGAAAUUCCGCGAGCUUAUGUUAUUUUAAAAGACAAGGAAGCGGCAAUAACACCCCAGCAAAUCCAAGAUGAAGUUGCUUCUCGUGUUGCACCCCAUAAAAAAUUACGUGGAGGCAUAGAAAUUACAACAUUCAUCCCUAAGUUAGCAAGUGGUAAAAUCUUACGACGUCAAUUAAAGGAUAAAUAUAAAACCCAAGCUCUUUGCUGCAAGCUAUAG
This is a messenger RNA of Trichoplax adhaerens, 1608 nucleotides long. RefSeq lists its product as uncharacterized. The record is from RefSeq and is a predicted model, not a curated record. Gene Ontology annotation, molecular function: CoA-ligase activity. Bases 1 to 1608 code for a protein of 535 amino acids. The transcript is spliced from 8 exons. NCBI's taxonomy places the organism in Eukaryota, Metazoa, Placozoa, Uniplacotomia, Trichoplacea, Trichoplacidae.